CAUUUUUUCUUCUAAAUGUGCUGUUCUUUCUCCUAUAGCUACUAUAUCUGCAUGGAUAAUCGAGAUUGUCUCUUUAAAAUCUCCAUGAAUAGAUCUUUUUAGAUCCGUCAGCAUGUCCUGCAUUGUAGUGACAGUAAGUCCAGGAUCAAUGCCUGGUGAAGCAGGGUAAGUAUCAAGGGGAGUAUUAUAUGCAUGUUGUUCACUCACCCUUUUUUGUUUUUUAGGCUCCUGUGGAGCUGAAGGACUGGAGCCUGCUGAAGAAGGAGUCCCUGAGGAUCGCUGGUCGGAUUUCGCUGCAAGAGAGGCACGGAGCUCUCCCUCUGUGUGGCGGGAAUCUGCGCCAUUUUGAGACGACCCAGGGGCUGGAUGGAAGAACGCCAUCAUUUUCUGAGGCUGCGCUCCCUUCUUCUUCCCUCUCGUCAUCAUCAGCAGAGCUGCAGGAACAAGGUCCGUCCUGGGACAGAUCCUAAAGCCUUUGGUGAGGAGCGAGAGUGUCCCUGCAUCUGCAAGUGGAUAAGGUUGCCACAGCAGAAUGUACACGCACAUUGACGUUCUACUGGCUGGACUUUUCAUUGGUGUCUUCGUGAGCGGCAGUGAUACAAUUUCUCCCCCCGUUCUCAGUGCAUCACCGAAUCAUACACUCUACUAUAAAGGAGAGGCUGUGACUCUGACUUGUGCUACCCUGGGAGAGUACAGACACGCUCACUUUACCUUUUAUAAGAACUCUGAAUACAUCCGAAAUGAUAACACCUACAUCUAUCAUAUCUAUGGCAUGGAUUCCUCUGAUGUAGGGAAGUAUGCUUGCGAUUUCUGGUCUGGCAGUGAUUCAUCUCCUAGAAGUAAUGAAGUCUCAUUAUUCCUAUUUGACAGGUCACAAGCUCCAGAUAUUUCUCUCAACCCUUCACUCUCUGAGUACAGCAUGGGAGACUCAAUCACCAUAGUGUGUUCUCCUCCCAAGACCUUGGUGGUGAAGAAGAUUCAGUUUUAUAAGGAAGGGCAUCUCCAACCUUUAAACGAGGCAGAAGAUAACACAUUUGUGGUCACGUGUAAUAAAGAAGUUGCUGGGAGAUAUUUUUGUACUUAUACCCUAGAAAUACAAGAGAGAUUGAUCACUUCGUUGUAUAGUCAACAUAUAAUAGUGAAUGUUUCUGCUUCCAUAGCACAAACUACAGCAGCUGCAAUAAUUCCAGAGACAUCUACACUUGACAAGUCAAGCAUGAUAAGGGGUACAGAGACAUUUACCUCCACUCAAAGCAGUAAAGUCAUAAAUUCAACAAGUUCUUUCAAGCUUCUGAUAUACAUGUUUGCUGGAGGCUUAAUCUUUAUAGCAACCUGUGUACUCAUACAAGCUCUUGUCCGAGUUUACAUCUCACGAAAUGGAGAAAGUCCCAUGGUGGAGCUUCCUGUGCCUGAGUCUAAUGUGUGUUCAGUCCACAGUCUGAAGACUACAGUACCACCAUUUUUUGGUCCCUCUGCAUUACAAGAGAUAGAAAUGCAACAUUUCUACUCAGAAAUUGAAAUGCCUAUUGUAAAGGCACCUAUUGUAACUUGUUAUGCCAAAGCAAAGGCAAUCGAUCCUGUACCUCCUAUUUAUCAAACAGACUUGACAACCCAUGCAAGAAUUUAAGGAAUCUUUGUAAAAUCUCAAUGCACCUAAUAGUGGCAAGUCAAACUUUCUCUGGAAUUAUUUAGAAAUCUUCAAUACUGUAUGUCAUUAAAACAAAAAAUUU
This is a messenger RNA of Bufo gargarizans (Asiatic toad), 1730 nucleotides long. RefSeq lists its product as uncharacterized. Bases 533 to 1627 code for a protein of 364 amino acids. Gene Ontology annotation, biological process: cell surface receptor signaling pathway. The transcript has 10 exons. Gene Ontology annotation, molecular function: transmembrane signaling receptor activity. NCBI's taxonomy places the organism in Eukaryota, Metazoa, Chordata, Amphibia, Anura, Bufonidae. The record is from RefSeq and is a predicted model, not a curated record.